This is a messenger RNA of Pongo pygmaeus (Bornean orangutan), 436 nucleotides long. RefSeq names its product cystatin-SA-like. Gene Ontology annotation, molecular function: cysteine-type endopeptidase inhibitor activity. The transcript is spliced from 3 exons. The record is from RefSeq and is a predicted model, not a curated record. Gene Ontology annotation, cellular component: cytoplasm; vesicle. The coding region runs from base 11 to 436 and encodes 141 amino acids. Gene Ontology annotation, biological process: detection of chemical stimulus involved in sensory perception of bitter taste. NCBI's taxonomy places the organism in Eukaryota, Metazoa, Chordata, Mammalia, Primates, Hominidae.
UGAGGAGACCAUGGCCUGGCCCCUGUGUACCCUGCUGCUCCUGCUGGCUGCCCUGGCUGGGGCCCUGGCCUGGAGCCCCAAGGAGGAGGAUAGGAUAAUCCUGGGUCGCAUCUAUGACCCAGACCUCAAUGAUGAGUGGGUACAGCGUGCCCUUCACUUUGCCAUCAGUGAGUACAACAAGGCGACCGAAGAUGAGUACUACAGAUGCCCGCUGCGGGUACUGAGAGCCAGGCAGCAGAUCGUGGCCGGGACAAAUUAUUUCUUCGACAUAGAGGUGGGCCGAAACAUAUAUACCAAGUCCCAGCCCAACUUGGACACUUGUGCCUUCCAUGAACAGCCAGAACUGCAGAAGAAACAGUUGUGUUCUUUCACGAUCUAUGAAGUUUCCUGGAAUAAAAGAAGGUCCCUGGUGAAAUCCAGGUGUCAAGAAGCAUAG